CACGCGCGUAUGCUCAAGAACAAGUCCUCCUUCCUUUUCCUUCUCAUCUCUCGUCGUAUACCGAAUCCUUCUUCCCUUCUUCUCGCCUUCCGAUUUCCCUCCUUCCCCCCGAUUGCUUGCUUUCUCUAGCUACUGCAAUCACAGAGUUCUCCGCUGAUGGGUGCCUGCUCCAAGUUCAGGGAUAUAUAUUUGGCUUCGUCCUGAUCUAAAGGGCCAGAUUAGUUGCACCCUUUUGGUGGGUUCUCAUAGUUUUGAGUAGCAGGGUGACAUCUGAAGUGAGAAGUGGAAGACGAGGGACUAUACUGGCCAUACCGUUUGUAGAUCGUCACUAUGGCAAUUCAACACUAUUUUCGCAAAGGGUUUACUGCUAAAAGUUUUCACAUAGAAGAGAUUGAGUUAGAUACUGAUUGGGAAGAUGUAGUCUGUCCAAUUUGCUUGGAUUUCCCGCACAACUCUGUGCUCCUUCAAUGUUCGUCGUACCACAAGGGCUGCAGGCCCUUUGUAUGUGACACUGACCACUUGCAUUCGAAUUGUUUGGACCGUUUCAAGAGUGCAUGUGGCAUGUCACCUCCUUCGGCUGACUCCGACAAGCCAUCAUCGGAAGCAGACGAAGAUGUCAAACUGGCUUGUCCCUUGUGUAGAGGGGAAGUUACUGGCUGGAUUGUCGUCCAGGAAGCUCGGUUGCUUUUGGAUGAGAAGAAGCGGUGUUGUGAAGAACACCGAUGUGGGUUUACAGGUGCUUACUUGGAACUUCAGCAGCAUGCCAAACUAGAGCAUCCUCAUGCUCGUCCUUCUAAAAUCGACCCUGCACGCCAGCUUGACUGGGAGAAUUUCCAGCAGUCGUCUGAGAUAAUAGAUGUUCUGAGUACAAUACAUUCAGAAGUGCCACGUGGAGUGGUUUUGGGAGACUAUGUGAUCGAGUACGGGGAUGAUGACAAUACUGGAGAUGAGUUUGAUGAUUUUCAUGUGGAUGAAGGCAACUGGUGGACUUCCUGCAUCUUCUAUAAGGUGUUUGAUAAUUUUAGAAACUCGAGGAAUAGAAGAAGGGCGAGACUAGCUGAUACCAGAAGAGGGAGCCGACGAUCGAGUUAUGACACUUCGAACUCUGAUGAGGGCUCUGUUGCAUCCGUUGACUUUGCAGAGUAUAGAUUAGAUGAGAUGGAUGAUGAAUUUCCAAGUGCAAGCAGGGGCCAUUCUAUUCACCGCAGUAGGCUUAUAAGCUUGCAAUCUGAACUCAAGUUCCUUCUUCAGGCCAAAAAGGGUCGUAAUAGUAACGAGGAUCUCGAUGCUUGGUCGUCGUAG
This is a messenger RNA of Linum tenue, 1302 nucleotides long. The record is from the annotation of a GenBank genome assembly. Lineage: Eukaryota; Viridiplantae; Streptophyta; Magnoliopsida; Malpighiales; Linaceae.